Messenger RNA from Oncorhynchus nerka (sockeye salmon), 2535 nucleotides. RefSeq names its product finTRIM family, member 66 (gene ftr66). The record is from RefSeq and is a predicted model, not a curated record. The coding region runs from base 90 to 1763 and encodes 557 amino acids. Lineage: Eukaryota; Metazoa; Chordata; Actinopteri; Salmoniformes; Salmonidae. Gene Ontology annotation, molecular function: protein binding; zinc ion binding. The transcript is spliced from 6 exons.
UUUGUAUACACUAUGUAGGUUUAUAAAAGGGAUGCCACAGGUGGCUCCAGAGAAGCUUAUACAAUCUCCCCCUGUCUCUGUGGUAGAGAAUGGCACAAACAGGUCCUCUGGAUAGAGCGCAAUUGUGCUGCUCAAUUUGUCUGGAGAUACUGAAGGAGCCAGUAGCUCUUCCCUGUGGACACCGCUACUGUAUGGGCUGUAUCAGGGCCUGCUGGGGUGAAGAUGACUCCUCUUACAUCUUCAGCUGUCCUCAGUGCAGACAGACCUUCACUCCAAGACCAAUUCUGAAGGGAAACAUCAUUUUGGCUGAGAUGGUGGAAAAACUGAAUACAGGAGGACUCCAAGCUGUACCCUCUGGUCAACGCUGCCGGUAUGCUGAAGCUGGAGAUGUGGCGUGUGAUAUCUGCCUCGGUGGUCAGAUCAAAGCCACCAGAUCCUGCUUGGUGUGUCUGGCCUCUUACUGUGCAGCUCACCUCCACACUCACAACGAAUCUCCUGCCCUUAAGAAGCACACCCUGGUUGAAGCCACCAUGCCACUGCAGGGGCGGAUCUGCUCUCAUCACGAUAGACUACUGGAGAUCUACUGUCGUACUGAUCAGCAGUGUAUCUGUCUGCUGUGUGUGAUGGAUGAACACAAGAGCCAUGCUACCGUCUCAGCUGCAGCAGAAAGCACCAAGAAACGGAGGCAGCUGGGGAAGACGAGGAAGAAAUCCAAACUGAGAAUGCAAGCCAAAGAAAAGGAACUACUGGAUCUGAGACAGGCUCUGCAAUCACUGAAGCACUCUGCACAGACAGCAGUGGAGGACAGCCAGGAGAUCUUUACUGAGCUGAUCUGCUCCAUAGAGAGAAGGUGCUGUGAGGUGAGAGAGCUGAUCAGAGCCCAGGAGAAGACUGCAGUGAGUCAGACUGAAGGGCUCAUACUGAGACUGGAGCAGGAGGUGGCUGAGCUGAGGAAGAAAGACUGUGAGCUGGAGCAGCUUUCACACACAGAGGAUCAUAUCUAUUUUCUACAGAACUGCCAGUCAAUCUCUAAAUCGACUGAACUCACAGACACACCCAGAAUCACAGUGGUUCCUCUGCUGGAUUUCGGUCAAGUUCGAGCCUCGGUAUCAGCACUCCAGAAGAGAUUGGAGGACCUGUUGAAAGGGGAAUGGCCCAAAAUAUCCAGGGCAGCGGGCACAGUGAAACUCCUGCAGUGUCCAGAGCCCCGGAUCAGACCAGAGUUCUUAUACUAUUCCUGUCAGCUCACACUGGACCCCCGGACAGCCCACAGGGACCUGAGUGUGUCUGAGGAGAACAAGGUGGUGACAGUGAGGGCCAGGGACCACUCCUGCCUGGAGCACCCAGAGAGGUUUGAUCACUGGAGCCAGGUGCUGUGUACUGAGGCCCUGUCAGGGCGCUGCUACUGGGAAGCCGAGUGGAGCGGGAGUGGCAUCAACAUGGCUGUGGCGUACAAAGAGAUGACCAGGAGAGGAGAGGGCAACGACUCCCACUUUGGACGCAAUGACAAGUCCUGGAGUUUGUUCUGUUCCAGAAAAGGUUGUACCAUCUGGCACAAUAACGUGGCCACUAGAAUACCCACUUCAACCUCCUCUAGGAUAGGAGUGUACCUGGAUCACAGGGCAGGAAGUCUGUGUUUCUACAGCGUCUCUGACACAAUGACCCUGCUCCAUAGAGUCCAAACCACAUUCACUCAGCCCCUCUAUCUUGGCUUUGAGUUUAUGUGUUUCGGAGUCUUCGUUAAAUUGUGCCAGAUGGAGUGAAAGCGAAACAGCUGAGAGAAAGGCAGUAGCAUGUGUGAAAAUGUGUUUAAUGUUGAAGUUAAUAAUUGAUAGUCUCAAAUGUUGCUCACUCCAGUUUGUAUUUGUUUAUUACUGAAGAGUUAAAGUAUAGUUUAGUAGUUUAGUUACUGUAGAGUUUUUAUAAUUUGUAUUUUGCUGGCAAAACAAAGUACAAUAAUUUCAAUGCAAAUUCUGCAAAUACCUUCUUGUGAAAUUAAAAGAAAAGUCUUUCCUGUUCCCCCAUUCUCUAAUCUGACUGUCAUCACAUCCCCAUUAUGUUGAUUCGAAAUUGUCAUAUUAAGGGCAAUAUCAAUAGCACUGACAUUUGAUGUUUUUAAAACACAUUUAUUGUGGUAUGUUUUUAUCAAAAGUAUCACAAGUAACCUCUGUGGCAACAGCACAGCAGUGCGCAAAAGUCCAGUCUGUUGCGAAAUUGUCACGCCCUGACCUUGGAGAUCCUUUUUAUGUCUCUAUUUUGGUUUGGUCAGGGCUUGAGUUGGGGUGGGCAUUUCUAUGUGUUGUGUUUCUAUGAUUUUCUAUCUCUAUGUUUUGGCCUGGUAUGGUUCUCAAUCAAGGACAGCUGUCUAUCGUUGUCUCUGAUUGGGAACCAUACUUAGGUGUCUUUUUUUCCACACCUAUCUUGGUGGGAAGUUAACUUUGUUUGAUGGCACAUAGCAUGAAGCUUCACGGUUUGUUUGUGUAUUGUUUAGUCGGUGUCAUUUUGAGUUAAUAAAGAGAAAAUGUACGCUCACGA